This is a messenger RNA of Actinia tenebrosa (Australian red waratah sea anemone), 1153 nucleotides long. RefSeq lists its product as uncharacterized. The record is from RefSeq and is a predicted model, not a curated record. Lineage: Eukaryota; Metazoa; Cnidaria; Anthozoa; Actiniaria; Actiniidae.
AAUAAAAGCAGAUGACGGAUGUGGGAUCCAAAUCAUUCCCAAGUCAUACGUGCCUCAUAAACACAAGGAAAAUCCCCCAGGAUCAAGCCAUACAAGAAGAUUAACAGUACACCGCAAACACUGACCCAAACCAACACCAACAUGACUCUAACCAAAUCUAUCAGUUGUGCUGAUUUGCCUUCGCACAGUCAACCGAAAAACAACGCAGACAAGCGAGUAAGAUGGUCGAUCGAACUGGAGGAGAUUCGCUACUAUAAACCAGCCAAGAAUCCAAGAUCAAAAGUCCUUGGAACCAAGAUCAAAAACGCAAGGAAAAGAGCGUCAAUUCUAGCUGAACGAGCAGCAGUGAACUUUAUGAACAUUCCAACCAACGGGCUGAACUUGAUGCUUCGUAGUCGGUCAUCAUCGUACGUAAUAAACGACGCAGAAGAAGAUCCGAAUAAAGCAUGGGAUGAACUGUUUGAAUUAUAUGGCGGAUUAUGAACAUUGCCGGAACACAUCUAGCUAGUUACCGAAAGAACAGUAAAGGAGAAAUAUUUUACAGAAUAUGAAUUGUGACGGCAAACGUCCGCUGAAAACCUGGUGUUGUUAGUAAUCAUAAUAAGAUAAUGCAAAUACAGCAUUAUUUAUACAACUUGACUGCGAUCGAACGAUCACGCAUUUAAUACAACCAACAACAAUCAUUUGGCAAAUCAAACAAGCGGAAUUUAGAAGUGUUACUUGUAGCUGUAAAGAGUAUUGAAGCGACCGUCGCUCCUCUUCUUCGCUUACAAGUCAAGAUAACCAAAAACACCAACUUUGCAUGAAUAAUGAAUCAUGAUGGUGUCAGAAGUGGGUCUGGUCACAUCACAGAACUUUGCUCACCGAACAUUGACUUGAAUAUUUAAUAAUAUGUUCAUUUUUAGAAAUAUUGAGAGCAAGGGAUUAGAAUAUCCUCUUUGAAGUGUAUAUAGAAUUACUAGAUAUUUAUAGUGAAUAUAUUUUAAAAUAUAAUCUGUUUGUCGUAAGCGGUACUUGUACAUAGCUGUAUGAUUCUUGUCAACUGUACGCAAGUUUUUCAUGUUAAAGAAAAAUUCAUACAGAAUUAAAAACUGAUGUUACAAUAAUAAGAAUGUGACAUUUUGAAAAUAAAAUACUUUAUGUGAAGAUGAAA